Molecule: messenger RNA, 1292 nt
Organism: Saccostrea cuccullata (small rock oyster)
Lineage: Eukaryota; Metazoa; Mollusca; Bivalvia; Ostreida; Ostreidae
Exons: 4
Coding region: 39-677 (212 amino acids)
Biological process (GO): sterol biosynthetic process
Cellular component (GO): endoplasmic reticulum
Molecular function (GO): sterol 24-C-methyltransferase activity
Source: RefSeq, a predicted model, not a curated record
AAAGCCAAAGGCACCCUCCCAUUUAACAUGGAAAAGUGAUGAGAAUAUUUAAAGAAGCUAUAGCAAGAAAUCUGAGGCACCCAAAAAGUGGACCGGCAGGCUGGUUCGUCAGUAAAUACGUUUUUGAAGAAAAAAAUAAAUACUUGGAGAAAAACGCUGUCAACGUGUGCAACAUUUCUAAAGAUGAUAUUGUUCUAGAAGUGGGAUUUGGUCCGGGGUUUGGACUUGAAGAGGCACAUACUAAAAUAAAAGAUGGAAAGGGCAAGGUCUAUGGAGUUGACAUCUCCCAAGCAAUGUUAAAGAAGGCGGGACGUUUACUCCAGACUGAGAUAAACUCGGGGAAAGUUGAACUAAUAAUGGCAAAUGUCGCAAAACUGCCUUUCGAAUCCGACAUGUUUGAUCACGUGUUUCACUGUAACUGUUACUAUUUUUGGGAUGAUCAGGUUGCGUGUGCUCGAGAAUUGCAUAGAGUAAUGAAACAAAAUGCAAACAUGGUAGCUGUAUUGAACGAACAGGGUCUAAAAGUAGCGGAAGAAGCGGGAGUCUUGAAAUACGGAAACACAGACCCACAUAGAUACAUGGACUCUUUAAAGAAAGCUGGAUUUCAGAAUAUAGAUUUCAAGAAACUGAAAAGUGCAAAGGGUCAUCCAUUUAGUGCAAUUUUUGCUCGAAAAUGAUUUUUUAAGCAUAAUGGCAGCUGUGAGUCCAUGUCAUAAGAUCAAUUCCCAGCUGUGAGUCCAUGUCAUAAGAUCAAUUCCCCAUCAAUAUCCGGGAGAUGCCAAGUUGAAUUUAUUUUUUUCUUCAUAUUUGUGAUUGAUUAACAUAACAAGACUGAAUGAUUCUUACAGUAUUUUGAUAUGAAUUUUUUAAAUAGUGUACAUAGUUUAUUAUUUAAAAAAACAAUACAAAAAACUUCGUUUAUUUUGUAUGAGAUCUACAGAAUCAGUAUGUAUGAGUUCUAUAUGAAUACAUGUGUGAUCGUCUGAAAGCACGGGGAAAAGUUCCUCAUUUUGCAUCUGUUCGACAACGGAGCAGAGCUGAUCAUGUUUUAUCAUGUUGGCCAGGUGGAAAAUGAAACUUGGUCAUGAUCUUUUGAGUUUUCUUGCACGUGAUUUCUGUAACAUCGUUACACUGGCGAAUAAACCUAAAAAUAAAGUUGGUAAGUGACCAAUCAUAUGAUGAAUAUUAAUGGUGCAAAAAAAAAAAAAUAAUAUUAUUAAUUUCAAAGUAAAAAUUGACAGAUACAUGUAUAAUUUUCUGGAUAUUUCUUAUCAAUAUAUUUGUUUUAUCUG